Salvelinus namaycush (lake trout) is the source of this 2295-nucleotide messenger RNA. RefSeq names its product receptor-type tyrosine-protein phosphatase eta. The transcript is spliced from 8 exons. Gene Ontology annotation, molecular function: protein binding. Lineage: Eukaryota; Metazoa; Chordata; Actinopteri; Salmoniformes; Salmonidae. The coding region runs from base 207 to 1829 and encodes 540 amino acids. The record is from RefSeq and is a predicted model, not a curated record.
GGGGACACAGAAAAGUAACUUCUUCCUAUAAACACCACCACUCAUUUGACGACCGGAGCCAACGCAACAGUUUACAAGACCACACCAGCGACAAGGCUAAACUGUACGCGGCUAUAAAAUCAAAAGUCGAGAUAGUUUUCAAGAAAAAGUAACGUUUGGAAUUGCAAGCGCACACUAGCAAGAAACGCUUGUGAAGUUUCUCCCAGAUGUUCGGCAUCAUGAGCCGAAUGUCCUGCUUCGGUGUUCUUCUCAGGACGUCUGUCGUCCUAUAUCUGUUUCUCAAAGGCUCACAAGCUCAAUGCGCUCCCUGUAUGAAUUUAAAAGCCAGUACAACAGCAACAGAGAUUAAUAUUCAGGUACACUCCAACUGCAACCUGAGCACUGGCAGUACUUCAGUUUUCACCAACUCAACUAUGGCCACCCUGUCUGGACUGGCUCCUGGGUCCACCCACCUUGUGCGUGUCCUGUGUAACGAUAUCCAACAAGUCAACUGCUGCAAUAACUUCACAACAAAGCCUGAAACCAUCACAAUCCUCACUGUAACCAAAAUCACAACAUCCUCGGUGUCUCUGAGCUGGACUAAACCAGAGGGUAGCUCCUUCUAUAGAGUAAAGUGGACUGAUGGCAGUAUCAAUGACAGUCAGAAUACCACAGGAACUUCUGUAAAUAUUACUGGUCUCACUGCUGGAGUGCAGUAUGACUUCGCAGUCACUGCAGUGGCUGAAGAUAACAAAAGUGAAGGACGAAACAAAACCGUUUUGAAAUAUACAAAGCCCGCAAUCGUCAGGAAACUUACUGUGUCUGAAAUCAGAACAUCCUCUGUGUCUCUGAGCUGGACUGAACCAGAGGGAAACAGAUCCUUCUAUAUAGUACAGUGGACUGAUGGCAGUGACAUUGGCAGUAAGAAUACCACAAGAACCUCCACUACCAUCACUGGGCUGACUGCUGGAGUGAAGUACACAUUCAGAGUCACUGCAGUAGCUGGAGAUAAUACAACUGUAGGAGAAGGCAGUGAAACACCCACUUUUACAAAGCCCGCAAUCAUCAGGAACCCUACUGUCUCUGAAAUCACAACAUCAUCUAUGUCUCUGAGCUGGACUGAACCAGAGGGAAAUAGCUCCUUCUAUAGAGUAGAGUGGACUGAUGGCAGUAAAACUAUGAAUACAACUACACAUGAGACAGCCUUCAACAUCAAUGAACUGACUGCUGGAGUUUGGUACACAUUCAGAGUCACUGCAGUGGCGGGAGAUAACAUGACAGAAGGAGUUGCUUAUGUAACAAAUCAAGCCACAAAACCUGCUGUCAUCGCAACCCCUACUGUCAUUCAGACCACCACAUCUCUCUUUCUGAGCUGGACCAAGCCUACAGGAGAGGCAGCAGGCUACAGGGUGGAGUUUCAUAACGGAGGAACAGGGAAGGACCAACUUACAUCCACAACCUCUGCCAUCAUAGAGAGCCUGACCCAAGGGACCCAGUACACACUCAAGGUCAUUGCCAUCGCCCAGGACAAGAUAACAGAAGGCGACCCUCGCACAGUAUACGUAUACACAAAGCCCGGAGUUGUCGGCAACCUCAGUGUGAUUGGAACCACAACAUCGUCUGUGUAUCUGAGCUGGACUCAACCAAAGGGAAACAGUUCAUUCUAUAGAGUAGAGGGGACUGGUGUCAGUAUGAAUACCACAGAAACCUCCACUACCAUCACUGGGCUGACUGCUGGAGUGCAGUACAGCUUCACAGUCACUGCAGUGGCUGGAGAUAAAACAACUGUAGGAGAAGGCAAUACAACAACCACUUUUACAAGUAAGUCCUCUUUCAAGUUUGGUGUAUGACUCAAAGGGUUUGGAUACACAGGUAAGGUGAAUAUGUAAUUGUCGAAAAUGGCUAAACAAAUAAUUGGUUGUGGACUAGCCUAUCCAUAGACGGUAACUAACGUUAGCGUCUAUUCAAGAAGGUAUCUUCCAUCCGGAGGGGUUUUGUUAAGAGCUCCGACGCUCAGUCUGAACGUUAACACGCAUCGCUUGCGGUAGGACCUUAUCUUUCAGAUUAGCGAUAAAUAAUAAAAUGUUCAAUUACUACACACACCUUUAUAGGGUAAAUGUUCCUACACGGCCAUAUUUCCUGGUAAUAGCACUUGUUUACGGAAAACAGACUGCUCCGAACACCUUUGUGUAACGGAUGAAAGGAUGCCAGAAAAGUGUUGUAACUGUCACGUUCCUGACUUUAUUUCCUUUGUUUAGUCUUUGUUUAGUUGGUCAGGACGUGAACUGGGUGGGCAUUCUAUGUUUUGUGUUUCUA